CAACGUUGUUCUUCCUAUCAUUUUUCAUAUAUUUUUUUCCCCAACCAUUCACAAAUAUCAAUAACAUAAAACCUUUUCCAUUUCUUUUGGUGCUGGUGGUGGCACUCAACGGUGCAUUCAUGGCUGUGUUCCGCCUUUUAACGGCCAAACCAAGCGGCUGCCACUAGCCGUGCAGCUGGUUCCUGUAGCGGCCUAGAGGUGGAUCUAGAGCGAUUCAAUGGAUUCAAUAGAAUCCAUUGCUUCGCCUCGAUUCAUAAGUACAUAAGCCAAAUAUUUUAACGCUUGUGUAAAUAUAUAUAUAUACACGUACACAUUAUACUCAUUCGGAACAUAGCUAGGAUUAUAAAUCCUAGAUUUGUUUGAUCAUGACAAAGAGUGAUAGCACGGUGGCUGUGGCCAUAGACAGAGACAAGAACAGCCAACAUGCUGUACGAUGGGCGGUUGAUAAUCUUCCUGUAAAGAAGAAUGGUCAAAUCUUCCUUAUACAUGUUCAUCUCCAUAACGAAAAUGUCAAUUCUCAUAGCAUGGCUGCUAAUAAUUCUCCCACAAUGGCUGAAAUGCCGCAGUUCUUCCUUCCUUAUCGUGGAAUUUGUGCUCGAAAAGGGAUUCAGGUAAAGGAAGUAAUUCUCCAGGACACCGACGUAGCACAAGCACUAACCGAGUAUAUCACUCAGAAGUUCAUCACCACCAUCGUCACUGGCACUUCAGCCCGUAAUGCCCUAACAAGAGCAUUUAAAACUCAAGAUGUGCCAAGUUCUUUAACCAGAUCUGCGCCUGAAUUCUGCUCAAUCUAUGCCAUAGCAAGGGGAAAAGUUCUAAAACUCAAGUCAGCAAGUCAACCUGCCAGUCCUAGAAGUAAAACAAACUCCAACCAAUCAUCUCAAACAGGAUCCUCACAUGAUUCCCCAGUUUCUCAAGCUCUUAUUCCCCAGGGAAGUUGGGGAAGUAUAGGGAACUUUGUGUCUAUUGAUGCUGGCAGACGGAGCAUAUCAUCUGAUUGUAGCAGUUCCUCGGAUAGGCAUCCUGCAAGCCAGAGUUCCUCACCCAACUACAGCAGUGCCACCGAGCGCACACCAAAGGCAUUGUCAGAUAGCCAAUACAACAGCUCAAAUCCUUCACCAGAUCAAUCUGUCAGUGAUAUCCGUGAAGUGUUCAGUAAAAUUCAACUAACGAGGCAGCCUGGCAGCAAGAAUCUAACUCCUAUGCCAUCGCCAGUCAAUAGUGGUGAUUUCGGUGUAUGGACACCGCCAGCAGAGCUCGCUGGAAGUAGUGAAAAUUCCUCCCAGUAUACUGUGAAUUCAAAUAUGGAUAUUAAUCAUAUACUACAUGAUAGACACCUUGGUAGUCUAAUACCUCCAUCACGGCACACAGUCAAUAACCUAAAUCUUCAUAUGCGCACUAAAGCGAAUUCAUUCUACUCUACAUCUGGUUCGAGUGAUCUGUCUGGCUCCUCGAGUUACCGGUUCUCUGAUAUGUCCUUUGAUUAUUUGGACUCUUCUCACAACGUUUCAGAUGCUUCUAGGUGUUCCAUCUCCUCCCUAAAUGCAGCAGAGUUGGACGAGGAAAUGAGAAGGCUAAAAUUUGAACUGAAGCGAACCCGGGAUAUAUACAAUGAAACCUGUAGAGGACAGGCAAGAGAGAUUGAUCAUUUGAAGUCAAAAGAGGCAUGCAACUUAGAAGAAGCCAAGGAGGCCCCAGAGGCUUCACAUGUCAUGUUGGAAAAGGAGAAGCAAAAACGCAGAGCUGCGUUAGAAGUAGCGCGGACGGCUCAGCACAUGGCAGAAUUAGAAUCUAAGAAGCGAAAGAGUGUAGAAAGGAAAUUUCAGCAUAAAGAAGAAGACAAGAAAAAAGCACAAGAUGCAGUUGGCCGCGGUGAGAUUUGCUAUAGGAAAUACUCAACUAAUGAAAUUGAAGCUGCAACAAAUUAUUUCUCGAUUUCCAAGAAGAUUGGUGAAGGUGGAUAUGGUCCUGUGUACAAAGGCUAUCUGGAUCACACUGCAGUUGCUAUUAAAGUUUUAAGAUCGGACAUCUCACAGGGACAAACACAGUUUCAGAAAGAGAUUGAAGUUCUAAGCCUUUUGAGACAUCCAAAUGUGGUUCUCCUCUUGGGAGCAUGCCCGGAGUAUGGUUGCCUCGUCUAUGAAUGUAUGGAGGGUGGCAGCUUAGAGGAUAGGUUGUUCUGCAAGAACAAAAGUCCUCCUAUGCCAUGGCCUGUGCGCUUCAGGAUUGCUGCGGAAAUUGCUGCUGCUCUUCACUUCUUUCACCAAACAAGACCAGAACCCAUUGUGCAUCGAGACCUCAAACCUGCUAAUAUUCUCUUGGAUGCUAACUACAAAAGUAAGAUUAGUGAUGUUGGCCUUGCCAGAUUGCUUCCAGAGUCUGUCUCGGGCAGUGCUACGCAAUAUCUCAUGACAUCAGCUGCUGGGACAUUUUGCUAUAUUGACCCAGAAUACCAAAAGACUGGGAUGCUGAAUCCGAAAUCAGAUAUUUACUCUUUGGGAAUCAUGUUAUUACAAAUAAUUACAGCAAGGCCUCCAAUGGGUUUGACGCACCAUGUUGAGAGGUCAAUUGAAAAAGGAAAAUUUGAUGAUUUACUAGAUCCAUCAGUGCAUGAUUGGCCCUUGGAGGAGACACUAUCCUUUGCUACAUUGGCUCUGAAUUGUAGCGAACUCAGGAGGAAGGACAGGCCAGACCUUGGUUCAGUCAUACUGCCUGAAUUAGAACGACUUAAAAACUUUGCGUUAGGUUACAGACCCAGAAGCCGGUUUACUUAACGUUCCUCAAGUUCACAAGAAAGCUUAGCAAUAAGUGAGGAAGUAAGACGCAGCAUUUCUGACAGUCAUUCAGAUAAAGCAGCAUAGCUGCACUAGUACCUAUUGACAAGGUGAUGCCCGCUGGUCUCCGACUCAGUUUUUCAAACAUAUUUUGGCCUCUUUUAUCCUGGAAAAUUGUGAAUACUACAUGUAGAGAGAUACAAUAUACAGUCACCACCAAACGCCACGUUGUAAUUUCGGAACAGAGAAAUACUACUAUACUUUUUUGAUUCCAGUGAAUGUCAAAGUAAAUGGAAUUCUUGUACAAGAACUGAUAUUCUAAUGAAAUCUUGUCAUUUUUGUGAA
Molecule: messenger RNA, 3119 nt
Organism: Capsicum annuum
Lineage: Eukaryota; Viridiplantae; Streptophyta; Magnoliopsida; Solanales; Solanaceae
Product: U-box domain-containing protein 52-like
Exons: 10
Coding region: 366-2774 (802 amino acids)
Biological process (GO): protein phosphorylation
Molecular function (GO): protein kinase activity; ATP binding
Source: RefSeq, a predicted model, not a curated record